This is a messenger RNA of Bolinopsis microptera, 3028 nucleotides long. Its product is annotated as cation channel sperm-associated auxiliary subunit delta-like. Gene Ontology annotation, biological process: flagellated sperm motility; sperm capacitation. The transcript has 18 exons. Gene Ontology annotation, cellular component: CatSper complex; sperm principal piece. Lineage: Eukaryota; Metazoa; Ctenophora; Tentaculata; Lobata; Bolinopsidae. The record is from RefSeq and is a predicted model, not a curated record. The coding region runs from base 13 to 2595 and encodes 860 amino acids.
UUGAGCUAUGAAAUGAAGAUCCUAGUAACUACAGCCCUACUUCUGAUCUUGUACCAGCCUUACUCUUCUGCAGAAGACAUUGUUUUCUCCUCUCAAACCGACGUUUUCCAGUCAGGGGUGCAGUUUAUAGGUCAUUACGUUGGCUCAUCAACUGAAGACAUACAGUGGUCUAGCCCGGACUACUGUACACAGACUACUGUUACUAAUGCUAUAGAGACGUUUGUGUGUUCUAACAGUGGAGAGGUUCUUAUCGAACUGACACAGGGGGCUGAAACUCUUAACUUCAAGGUGAUAGUUGAGCGGAACUCUAUUUGUUACACAUGGGGAGUAGAGUUCAGUGAUAAAACUGUGUCUCUCUGGGUUAACAGCAAUACCGAGCAGUCAGAUCCUGGCCUUUCAUUGGAGUUCUACGCUUUAGGAGAGUCUCCUAAAGUAACGCUGAGCUGUGACAAAACCCUUCAAGAACUACAGCGAGGACAGUUUGACUUGGAGACCAAUAAAUGGGUGCUGAGUCUGGGUGAUGGUACUGAUUCCUGCACUCACAUGACUGUUACCGGGAUACCUGUGGUGCUGAAUGGCUGUAUCGUGGCUGACUUGGUGUCCCCUAUCUUCAGGAAAAGCUUGCCAGAACAAGAAGACAGUAAAGCAGCUGAAAGUAACACCUUCAAACAAUGUGUUGACUAUUGUGGCAGUGGAGUGGGUGUCUUUCUCAACAAUUCUAUUGUUCUUAUAUCCGCUAAUAGGAUGGAAACUACUGAUAUUCUUUACCUUGAUCAUAUAGUUAUUGACUGUGGCGUUAUGAUGGGUGGAACCAUACUGCUGCUUGUCGAAAAUGGGAAGGAGUUACUCGUUUUAGAAGAUUUCAGCUUGUCUAAAACUAUCGGACUUGAAUUCAAAGCAGAGCACAUUACUGUGAACACGAAAUGCAUGAGUUCAUUGGAGUCAAAUCAUAACUCCAGUUUAGUAGUGCUUUGGAACAGCGCUAACAUGUCAAUUCUAUACGAGACGAAUAUUGUGAAAACUAUCUCAAGUUUACCAGAGUCGAUGACUGACAUCAGUGCUGUUACAGUAUCUUAUUUCGGAAUUGAGUUAAUCGCCAAGGAUCAAAGUGAUUGCAUGUGGUUCACAUAUAACUACGAGACUGAAUCUUUAGCCUCUGGUACAAAGCUAUCAGUCGACUGCAGUAGUGGGUGUGAAUUGUACCAAGUUUGCCCCCACACAAGCUGGCUAGAAGCUGACAGUAAGCUGUACUUCGUCACAGCUCAAGGGAAAUCAGUUUCACCAGUUCGAUCUUAUGUGUCCGGAGAAAUUCUGGAAACAAGUGUCCUUUCCAUGGCUAUCAGUGCUAAAGAUGAGUUCGCAAUACUCUCUAAUGAUGGAGCACUCUACUUGGGUUACUGUUCAAGAUCGAGUGUUAUCAAAAUUGCUGAAGGUUUUUCUUCUGCCCAAAGUCUAAUGUUCGACAGCAUUUCGCAACUUUAUUUCCUUGACGAUCUCGGUAGCUUAACUGCUGUCCCUGCUCGAAUUCUUUUAGAAGAAGCCUUGGAUUCCGACACUUGCUCCUUGAAGAAUUUCGAAAGUUCGCUAUCAAGCUCACUACUUUAUCUGGAUAAAGGAGAAAAGAAGAGUUACAACAUCUCCCUGACUACCACUAAUUAUCAGAAACCUGGUCUGCUCUAUCAGCUUUAUCCUCAAGGACAUGCUUUGGCCAAUAUCACGUCGGUAUUUUCCGCGUCAAGUUUGGCGUUAGGAGCAAACCAGUUCACGAAGAGCAUACAUGUUGCAGGUCUAGAGAAAAAAGGGCUAAGUGUGAUAAUUGCGAGCCCAGAAGCUGCAGAUCCUCAAUGUUCUGCUAAACACACGGAUGUGACCUAUGUUGUGGUUGAUUGUCCGAAGACCAGGCACUUGGAGAUUCUGGACAAACCUGCCCAAUGCGAUCAGUACAAAAACAUGAGCAUGAACUAUACCAUAUUUCGUACUGCUGGGAAGCCUAUAAAUGUCGAGUACGACUUGGAAGAACUUGGAUGUCCUAUCAUAACAAAAUACGACGAAGAUUAUUUGCCCGAUGUUUGGAUCUAUGAUAACGGGAUACCAACCAGACAGCUUUGUUCCGAUUUCACAGUCCGCGAAUUAAACGGACGGAACGACUUCAACUUUACCUUCUCUGUAAACGAUGCUGGAUGUAGGAAACCUCCGCAGACCUGGUUUAAUGUGGGUGAAAAUUGGGGGCCUGACAACUACGAGAACUGCUUCGAAUCUGAGACGAAGGAUACCUUCACAAAAAACGAGGGUAAAAGGCAGUACGAAGUACUCAAUGCAUCGUGUUCAAACAUCGAAGGAAAAAAGAAUAAGAUCAAAUUGGGGAAACACAAAGCAAACUACACAUUCGAAGUGGUAGUCCUCGAUCCCUCAGUUUCCUACUGCAAGCUCACUACUAAAUUCUCGGUCUGGAUAGUCGAUGCCCCAAACGCGUCCGAUCUUGGAAUCAUCGUACUGUUCAUCGCUUGUCUGGUCAUGAUUAUCAUCCUCGCUCUGUCUUAUUUCCACUACAAGAAAACCAUCCUAACCAAGGCUAACAUGGUGCUACAAUCUUAAGCAGUGUUGAAGAUGCGACAAAAGCCAAGUAGAUACAAUGCCGACCGUUGUUAUGGCUAUUAGGUGGCUUUAGAGGGCUGUCGUAACAGCCUGCUAAUAGCCCUCUUACAGCCAGUCGGCAUUGUACCUACUUGCGGUGUUAGAGAUACUUCAAGGAUUUAUUUCGCUUGAAUAAUCUGUUUUGCUUUUAUUCAAAUAGAAACAUCUAGAAUGUUUUUGAGCUGAAUGUUGAUUGUUGAAGCCCUUCUUACGAAAGUUUUACCGUUUAUGUUUUGGCCUGUUUAUAUGUACACCAUGCCUCAAAAAAUUUAUCAACACCUGAUGGAAUCCGUUUAUAAAUUGUUAAAGUAUGUCAAUAUAGAGGUAUUAAAAUGUCUGUUCAUGUAAUGGGUAAUUGUCGAAACCAUGGGGUUUUGGUCGGCAUACUUAUAAA